This is a messenger RNA of Harmonia axyridis, 1734 nucleotides long. It is a transcript of the gene Pka-C3, whose product is annotated as cAMP-dependent protein kinase catalytic subunit 3. Gene Ontology annotation, biological process: protein phosphorylation. Bases 243 to 1283 code for a protein of 346 amino acids. Gene Ontology annotation, molecular function: ATP binding; protein serine/threonine kinase activity. NCBI's taxonomy places the organism in Eukaryota, Metazoa, Arthropoda, Insecta, Coleoptera, Coccinellidae. The transcript is spliced from 6 exons. The record is from RefSeq and is a predicted model, not a curated record.
AAACAACUAGACGUGCAUUAUAUUAAUAGAGCAGGCGCACGCCUUUCAAACUUUGAGUUUCUCUCGUUUGAACGCGCGAAUUACAGUCGCAAGUCGAUUGCUACCAGUACAACACGGGUUCUUUAGUAAACGACGCGCAGAAGUGACUUAAGACCGGCUAGAAAGCGACAAGUCAAUACGACCGAGUACGUCUGUUAUGACCUGAAAUCUUCGCCGUGCUUCUUUCACCUUUCUUUUGGACGAUGGCGACAACUUAUGAGUAUCGCGGCAGACAGGAGAGCAUGGAAAGCAUGAGAUCUUCCUCACCAAGUCAUCUUUGUUUCCCUGAUAGGGAAUACGAUAUUGAUGAUUUUUCUAUUCUGAAGACGAUUGGAACUGGCACGUUUGGCAGAGUCCUCUUAUGUCGAAACAAACUGACCGACGGUUUUGGUGCCAUGAAAAUAUUAUGUUUAUCUGAUGUCAUCAGACUGAAGCAGGUGGAACAUGUGAAAAACGAGAAGCACAUACUAGAGGAAAUCAAGCAUCCUUUCAUCGUUAACAUGUUAUGGUGUGACAGGGACGACAUCUGUAUAUACAUGCUAUUUGAAUAUGUUUGUGGCGGGGAACUAUUCUCUUAUCUAAGAAACGCUGGUCGUUUUGGAGUAAACACGUCAAUAUUUUAUAGUUCCGAGAUAAUUCUAGCUUUAGAGUAUUUACAUAGUAAAAGUAUAGUAUAUAGGGACUUGAAACCAGAAAAUUUACUAUUAGAUAGGGAAGGCCACUUGAAGAUUACUGACUUUGGUUUCGCGAAAAAGUUGACAGAUCGGACAUGGACACUCUGUGGGACACCUGAGUACUUGGCACCAGAGAUAAUUCAGAGCAAGGGACACAAUAAGGCAGUUGAUUGGUGGGCAUUAGGCGUUCUAAUAUACGAGAUGCUAGCCGGCUAUCCUCCAUUUUAUGACGACAACCCCUUCGGUAUAUAUGAAAAAAUACUGGGAGGACGUAUAGAAUGGCCGAAGCAUUUGGAUCCUGUGGCCAAGGAUCUCAUAAAAAAACUCUUGGUGCAAGAUAGAACGAAGAGGUUGGGAAGUAUGAAGAGUGGAGCUGAUGAUAUAAAAAGACACAGAUGGUACAAGGGACUAAACUGGCACGAAGUCCUCAAUAGAAAAUUAGAGCCUCCGAUUCUGCCAAAAGUCUCAUCAGAUGGCGACACCAGUAAUUUUGAUGAUUAUCCUGAAGGGGAUUGGAAAUCGGCAAGAGCCCUUGAAGACGGCGAACUAAAACAGUUCGAGGAUUUCUGAGAGAGUAAUAAUGGGAUACUUAUUUCUGUUGUCUUGGCAACUAAGCUCAACAGAUGAUUUUUCUGGAGGGUGCUUCAGAUUCUUCCACAAUUUAGAUACUAAGUGUUGAGAGCCAUACAAGUGCCUUAAGGAUAUUUUGACAGGAAUGGCGAUUAGUUCGUUUAACAUAAUUCGAAGCUUUCAAGAGUUUGUAUUGUAUAUUAACAUUUCGAAGUCUUAAAAUACUGUGAUAUAAUAAUAAUGGAUGUAGAGAUUUGUUGUUAGUUAGGAAUCGUUUUUCAUGGUUGUGUUGAAGGAGUAGAUGGCUAAUGCGUAUAAGAUGUAUAAUGAUUUAGAACUAAUGAUAUGUAGAAUUGAUGUUGUCCUCCAAACUGCCAAAUGAAUGUUUGUAUAUUAGGUAUUGUUCUUUUGUAAAGAAUUUUUUUAUAUAAUAAACUACAAUAAGGAAAAA